This is a messenger RNA of Otolemur garnettii (small-eared galago), 2177 nucleotides long. It is a transcript of the gene DCDC2, whose product is annotated as doublecortin domain containing 2. Gene Ontology annotation, cellular component: microtubule; axoneme; kinocilium. Lineage: Eukaryota; Metazoa; Chordata; Mammalia; Primates; Galagidae. The record is from RefSeq and is a predicted model, not a curated record. The transcript is spliced from 10 exons. Gene Ontology annotation, biological process: neuron migration; dendrite morphogenesis; regulation of cilium assembly. The coding region runs from base 281 to 1711 and encodes 476 amino acids.
GUACAUUUUGAUUCUGCAGGUGGCCUGUGAAGCAGGUGCGCGCGCACUGCCAGCGCUGAUUGGUUGUGCGGACCACGGUGAAGUACUUGAACCUCUGUUGUGCGUCCUGCAGUCUCCGCGGGUGGACGCCGGGCGCGCAGCCGUUACUUCUCUUUUACCCGUGGAUCUGGUAGCUUCUCAUUUCUUUCAGGAGGUGAUCCCACGCAGGUGUGCGGUGAGGUCGCUGGGGUAGCGGAGGUGCCUCCUGAGAAGCCAGCUGGGGCUGUGUCCCGCGGGGAAGAUGAACGGCACCAGCGCCAGGUCCAGCCACCUGUCUCAGCCUGUCGUCAAGAGCGUGCUGGUGUACCGCAACGGGGACCCCUUCUUCGCCGGGCGCCGCGUGGUCUUCCAUGAGAAGAAGGUGUCCAGCUUCGACGUCUUCCUGAAGGAGGUGACCGGCGGUGUUCAGGCGCCUUUUGGGGCGGUCAGGAACAUCUACACCCCGCGGACCGGCCACCGCAUUCGACAGCUAGACCAGAUUCAGAGCGGGGGCAACUACGUGGCUGGAGGCCAGGAAGCCUUCAAGAAACUCAAUUACUUGGACAUAGGAGAAAUCAAGAAAAGACCAAUGGAAGUCAUUAGUACACAGGUAAAACCAGUAAUCCACAGCAAGAUCAAUGUGUCAGCUCGCUUUAGAAAAUCACUUCAGGAACCUUGCACUAUCUUCUUGAUUGCAAACGGAGACCUCAUAAACCCAGCUUCUCGCCUUCUCAUCCCCAGAAAAGCCUUGACUCAGUGGGAUCAUGUGCUCCAAAUGGUCACAGAAAAAAUAACUCUGAGGAGUGGGGCUGUCCACAGACUUUAUACUUUAGAAGGAAAACUUGUUGAGAGUGGGGCAGAGCUGGAGAAUGGGCAGUUUUAUGUGGCUGUUGGCAGAGAUAAGUUUAAGAAAUUGCCUUAUAGUGAAUUACUUUUUGACAAGUCAACGAUGAGAAGGCCUUUUGGUCAGAAAGCUUCUUCACUACCUCCUAUUGUAGGAUCCAGAAAGUCUAAAGGGAGUGGAAACGAUCGCCAGUCCAAAUCAACUAUUGGAUCCAGUGACAACUCAUCUCCUCAGCCCCCCAAGAGGAAAGGGAAAAAAGAAGAAGUGAAUUCAGAAAAACAGACAAAAAUGAAACAAAAUGUAAAGUUAAAGAAUUCACAAGAAAUAAUUCUAAAUAGUGAUGAAGGCGUUUUCAAAGCUGGAGCAGAGAGGUCUGAAACGCGGGGGGCAGCAGAAGUCCAUGAAGAUGAAGACACUCAGGUUGAGGUUCCAGUGGAUCAGAGGCCUGCAGAGAUGGUAGAUGAGGAAGAAGAUGGAGAGAAGACACACAAGGACACAGAACAGAAAGAUGGCUUUUCAGGAAUGAAUGGUGACAUUGAAGAUGAAGGAGGUAAGGAGGCUCCAGCUGCCCCUGAGCAAGCCGUGCAGACACUGGAUCCCAGUGGGGAGCAGGCAGCUCCUGCUCGCGUGAAUGUGGGCACCGAUGAAGAAAAUGGUGAGGAACUGGACCAGGCUGAUAAUGAGCUUCAGCCAGCAGUGGAGGAGGAAAGAGAGUCUCAAGGAGCUGGCAGCGGACAAGAGGAGGCUGAAUUAGACCCUCAAAGACCACCAAGGCCAGAAGUAAAAAUUACUAGUCCACAAGAAAAUGAAAACAGUGAACAAAAUAAGGACUAUGCUGUCGUGGCAUAGAUGAUUUUUAAAAAGAGAAUAUAUGGAUUGUUAGAUAACUUAAGGGUGGUAAUACUUGAAUGAUAAGCACAUAGUUAUUGUUAAACAUAAUGUGAUACUACGUUUGAAUACUACCUAUUGGAUUUUAACAUUAGAAGCCUAAUGGAAAGACUCCGUUAACUGUUAAUAGCUACUAAAGGAGAAUAACUUAUUUUAAUGGCAUGUGUUUUUGGAAGUCAUAUAGAGAGAUUAAAUAAGAGAGACAGAGGAGAAUUUCUACUGGAAGACAAUUGGCCACUUGUCUUUGUAAAGGAUCAAAAAAAAAAUAGGAUCACUCUUACUGUAUACUUUAUUAUAAAUUUAGAAGUGAGAUUAUUAGAUGGCAGCUUACUCUACAGCACUUAUCUAAGAAGGCAUAGAAUUUUAAAGAAUUGGUAUAAUAGGAAAGCUUGUACUAUUUUCUUAAAGCAAUAAAUUCUUGAAUGAA